Molecule: messenger RNA, 4938 nt
Organism: Caenorhabditis auriculariae
Lineage: Eukaryota; Metazoa; Nematoda; Chromadorea; Rhabditida; Rhabditidae
Source: the annotation of a GenBank genome assembly
AUGCGCGAUGAACCGAUAUUUGCAUGCGCCGAGGCGAAUCCAACUCAGCAGCCGAGAUGCAACCCUUUUGGAACCAGGUUUCUGAAGGAUGAGUCUCGCGUUUUCGAUCACAACGCGUGGGACGACGUGGAGUGGAGUGAAGAGCAACAGCAAGAAGCUCUGAAAAUUGUGGAGAAGCAGAAGGAAGUGAAAGUCGACGAGGAAAAAGCUAGCAAACUGCUAGAGAAGCCUGCCGAUCAGUGGGACGCCUUCUACGCCAACAACGAGAAUCGAUUUUUCAAGGAUCGCAACUGGCUGCUGAAGGAGUUUCCUGAAUUGGACGUCAAUUCUUCGCGCAACUUGGAGGUUCUGUUAUUUUUAUUGCUUGCUGCUUGAAAUUCUCGCGAAUUAGUAGAGUUUUCAGUAUGUGGAAAUGACUACUCAAUAAAAGGGAUCACAUGGAAUAUUAGUCCACGAAAAGAGUAUAAGGGCCGACAUUCCCAGAAGAUCAUGGAACAAGUCGACAACAGCCUCCCCGACUGCCGCUGAUUACCAGAUUUUCUUCCUAUACUUACAGAAAAUAAAGAAAGUCUAGUUCUGGAACCAUUUCUUACUUGUAAGAAGAGGACGACGCUGGAAUAGUCGUCUUUAGCGGCAGUCGCGGAGGCAAUCGUCGGAGGCGGGAAACGAUAUGUCAAAGAAGAAUAAAAUAUAUCUGCGUCAUUUAAAUUUUUUCCAAUAAUUGAUUCAUUUUGCUCAUUUUCGGCCGCUGUGACAGUUUUAAAUGUUUCCAGACAUUUAAAUACACGCUUCUCUGCGUCUUUCUCUUCAUUAUUUUUUAGUUCCCAUUGAAUAAAAGCUCUAAAGGUAACUGAUUUUCAAAAAGUCUUAUUCAGAAUUCCUGCGUUUCGAUAUUGGAAGUUGGUUGCGGCGUGGGAAACACGACGUUUCCACUGGCGGAGGCGAACAACCGCGAGCGUAUUUUUUUGCACAGCUGCGACUAUUCGGCCAACGCUGUCAAGGUGCUCAAAGCGAACGAGAAGUACGACGGGAACUUGAUGAACGCCUUUGUCUGGGAUAUCACGGAGGAGCCGCCAGCAGAUGCUCCAGCUCGCGGCUCGCUGGACUACGUCGUCUGCGUCUACGUCCUGUCGGCCAUCCAUCCUACGCGAGUUCACCUCGCAAUCGCAAACCUCACUUCACUGCUCAAGCCGGGCGGAAUGCUCCUUCUGAAGGACUACGGCCGCCACGAUCUCACUCAGCUCCGUUUCAAAAAAGACCGCAUGAUUGAGGAGAAUUUGUACUGUCGGGGAGAUGGCACUUUAGUCUAUUAUUUCACUAUGGAUGAGCUCGAAUCUUUGUUCUCUGACCAGGGCCUCGUCAAAGAUGUUAUGCAUGUUGAUCGUCGUUUAAUCGUAAAUCGAGCUAGACAGAUCAAAAUGUAUCGGCAAUGGAUUCAAGCAAAAUUUCACAAACCUUGCAUUCUACUCCAUUGAAGUAUUUUGUUUUUCUUUGUGAAAUCGCCGGGAAAAUGUUCUAUCUGACUUUAUUUCCUAACUUUCCGUCUCCUUUUUCUUAAAUUUUUUAUGUACUUUUUUAUUGCUUGAUUUCUUUAUGUUGAGUUGUUUAACGAAAAAUAAAGCCAUUUUUUUAUUCUAUUUAGUGAAAAGUGACUGAAAGAAAAAUAUGUGAAGAGAUUGCAGAACAAAAAAGCGUUGUUGCGGCUGACAUGCGAGUCGCUGAAGUUCCGGCCGGUAUUCGAUGAGCUGCUACUGGUGAUUUUUGUUUCGUAUUAAGUAUGGGUUAACAAGGGAAUUGCAAAACUCUAGGAGUUGAACUUUUAAAUUUUGCAAAGGGAAAUCAUCACGAAACAUUUCUUAUUACAGGACAAAGAAUGCCGAACAAUAAAACAAGAUCUGGCUCUCGAAGGAUCUUUGGAGCUUCUUUACGUGCUUUUGUACGAGUUUUUGGUUGGCUCCGGUCUUAAUCGAUGUUCAUCGAAGUUGAAAGCUGUUAUUUCGAGGAAAUCGAAGCAACUGAAAGAUGCGGUGAGUUUUUUGAAGGGUCUGGGCUCUUUUAACUGAUUUCUUACAGGAAAGCGCGUUAGAAACAAAAAAUCGCGGGAUCAACUCUGUAAAGAACGCGGAAAAAGAUACUACAAAGGCAAGAAAGUGGACAGGAGAUAUUUUGACUGAUACACUUUGAAGGUCGAGAUUCCCCGGUAUGCUCGGAUAAACACUUUGCGUUGGAGUCGGGAGGACGCUCUCAAGACACUUUCAGACGAAAAGUGGAAGGUUUUUUGUUAUUUUACUGGUGGCUUAUUUCAAUUUAUCUUAUUUCAAUGAAUUCAAAAAUAAAUAUUUUCAAAAAAAAAAGCUCAAGCGUUGUGAAGUUUAGUGACCCGCUCUGUUUUUCAGAUUAGCGAAGUCUCUAGCGAUACAACUUUCGCCGAACGCGUCGCCGCUUUGAAAGAAGACGAGGUUUUCUCCCGCUCGAUUUUAUCCUUCUUUCAAAAAUUGAUUACAGGUUUUGAUUGACCCGCAUAUUGAAAACCUUCUAAUUUUUCCUCAGUCCGGAAACUUUCACGAGUACUGGAUGGUCGAAGAGCGGUACCUCAUUCUACAGGACAAAGUUAGUUCCCGUGAGCUGCAAUUUUUUUUUGGUUCAGCCUUUUCAACAUGAUUCACUUCAAGUUUUGAAGCACGGUUCAGAGAGUUCAUCUUUUAAUUUUUUAAAAAUACAUUCUCAAAACUAAGAAACUUUCAUCGAGAAGAAAUAUUUAUUUAUUGCUCACCCAGCGCUUAGUUCAGACGGUAUUCAAUCAGGAUCUCAAUACGAAUAGGGAAAAUUUCUGAGAAGAAAAGGGUGAAACCUCUCUGUAGGGUGCUUUCACUAAGAAUAACUGACGAGAUAAACGCGAGGUCGGUGGCGGUGCAUUGACGAACUCGCAGACAUGUCGCUUUUUUCUAGGCGCGAUCUCGCAUUUAUCUCGGCGCGACCUCGCAAUUUUCUCGGCGCGACCUCGCAAUUUAUCUUGCAUUUCAGAAAUUUUCCAAAUUGCGAGAGAAAUGCGAGCUCGCGCCCAAAAAAUGCGAGACCGGCGCGAGAAAAAAAAGCGAGAUGUUUGCGAGCUCGUCAAUGUACCGCCAGCGGUUCGCGUUUAUCUCGGCAGUUAUUCUUAGUGUUGUUCCUAGCGGUGAAUAUAGUUAACUAGUUGGAAUUUUCUUUUUGUUUUUUAAACUUUAAAAGAAUAGUAACGCUCUGAUUUCGCCGUAUUUUAAUAGUAAGUUAAUCAUGAAUAAUGAAUUUUCAGCCUAUUUCAAUAGUUUGUUUGAUUUGUAUUCAUGAAAGUUUCGGCGAAAUUCUAAUGGAUGCGUUAGUUCCAGAAAUGUAAUCAUCACCAGUUUUGAUUUUAUUCGGCCCAUCAAUUGAUUUUUGAUAUUCAGGCGUCUUGCUUGCCCGCGUUUCUCCUCGAAGCGACUCCGGGCUCUCAUAUUUUUGACACUUGUGCCGCUCCUGGCAUGAAAACCAGUCAUUCGGCUGCGAUACUCAACAAUAAGGGGUUGGGUUCAAACGAAAGUUUAUUAUUUUCCAUUUUUUUUUUUUGAGAAAAGUGUGGGCGAUGGACCGUGCGGCAGACCGUAUCGAAACCAUGAAAAGUCUUCUGGAAGCGUCUGGAGUCACCUGUGCGGCUGUUUUCUGUGGAGAUUUCCUCAAGACCGACGUCAAUAACAAGAAAUUCAACAAGGUUUUUUUUGCUCCAACGAUAUCGAUUGUGAAGGAAAACAUUUUUUAAAGAGUUGUGUUUUUUUCACAAGGUUUUUCAAGAUAAAAAGUUUAAAAAUUAUAUUCAUAAUUUUUCAAAACUUUGUAUUGGAAGGAGAGAUAUUGAUUUUUUGAUAAGCUUUUAUGGUAGCGUUUGAGUCUGAAAAUGACGCUUUUCAGGUGGAAUAUGCGGUUGUCGAUCCUCCUUGUUCGGGGUCUGGAAUUGUGAAAAGAAUGGACGAAAUCAUUGGAGGCGAAGUCGACAAAGGUCGUUUAGAGAAGUUGAAAAACCUCCAGGUCAUUUCCAUCCUUAUUCUUUCAUAUAUGACUUGUUGAGUAUGUAAAAAAGGCGUGACUAAGAAAUAGAUCACGUGGAAGAUUAGACCACUAUAUAACGGUCUAACUCCACUGAUCAUCAAUUCUAUAUUCACUCUCACUCUUGCCUCAAUCGUUUCGCCUACUACGUCGUGCCCCGCCGUCGACAACGCCGCAGACGACGCCGACUGACUCGACUACCUCUUUUUAUACCCAGUUACAUAAAAGUUUUGGGUGUAAUCUAUUCCGUCCAUAUACACGCACACACAUUAACUUGAAAUGAUUAACUUGAAACAAAUACAUGGAGGUAGUUCAGUCAAUCAGUCAAUCAAUCAAUCAUUUUAUUUAUUUUUCGCAACAUCGGGAUGGUAUGGUGAUGUAGCAGGGAGGGGAAAAGACCAGUUGUGAGUGUUUGCAAGGCGAAUCGUAGCGCAAAAGCUUUUAUCCAAUAGUUUACUAAAUUUUUAUGUUCAGGCCAUGAUUUUGAAACAUGCGCUCAAGUUUCCAAAUUUGAAGCGGGCUGUCUAUUCGACGUGUUCAGUACACGAAGAAGAGAACGAACAGGUCGUUGACGAGGUUUGUUUUUCAUUAUUAUUUUUCUGGUUCAAUUUUUCUAUCUCCAGAGAGACGAAAACGUCUGGUUCUGAUUAUUUAUAUCAUUUUUUGUUUCAAUUGAAGGUAUUGCUGGACACUUACGUGCGUCAAAACUUCGAGCUGAAAAAGGAGGUGCUGCCGAAUUGGAAGCACCGCGGCCUCGGAACCUUCGACUUCGGACAGAGCUGUCUGAGGGCGGACCCCAAAAUAACACUCACAAAUGGAUUUUUUGUCGCCGUCUUUGAGCGGAUUCCAAAGGAAGCACAAGACGAAGAUGAAACCUGA